Vollenhovia emeryi is the source of this 2525-nucleotide messenger RNA. RefSeq lists its product as uncharacterized. Bases 19 to 2163 code for a protein of 714 amino acids. The record is from RefSeq and is a predicted model, not a curated record. Lineage: Eukaryota; Metazoa; Arthropoda; Insecta; Hymenoptera; Formicidae. The transcript is spliced from 2 exons.
GGGGGAGAGAGGCGCGAGAUGUACGGACGUCAGGAUAAAUCGGGCGACGGCGGAGCGGGCCAGGUGCCGCCGUGGCUCGUGCGCGCCGAAGUCACGAUUCGCCACGGCGACGCGGUGACCUCCGAGACCGUGCAAAUGCCCCCGGGCACCACCGCCACCACCGACGCGGGCGGCAUCCGCAUGAUAUGCCGCUGGAACACGGGCGAGCCCGACUCGACGGCGACGCCGCCGACGUCGGGCGGCACCGCCGGCGGCUUCGGCUUUCAACGGGGCAACAUACUCUUCACGUCCACGCCGCCCGAGAGGUCGUACACUCUGCCGCGCUCGGGCUCGUCCGGCAACGACGACUCCGUCUCGUCCAGGGGCCGCGCGAACGUUUCCGAUUCCGGCUACAACAGCGAGCGGGUCUCGUCGCAGACGUAUUCGACCUUGCCGGCGCGACGCCCGUCCCAGCAGUACAAUCGCCGAUGUAGGAGCACGUGCAGCAUCGUGCUCUCCACCGCGGGCGCCGACAAGUCCACCCCCGCCGAGUCCUCGAAGGCGACCGCCCCGUUCGUCGAUCAGUGGCACCGUCGACCCUCGCACCAGCACGUCUUCUCGCCUCAUCAGUUCAGCGCGGUCCCGGAGGUCUGCGAGGAUUGCGCGGAGGGCAGCGCGUCGAGCGCCUUCACCACGCACUUUUGUACUCGCGUCGCGGAGAAGAGUGCGAGCAGCGGCGGCGGCGGCAGGGCCACCGCGGCGAGCAAGGACGCGGCGUCGCAAACCACCGACAUCGAAUCGGUGCGCUCGUCGUCGACUGUGAGGAGCAGCGGAAUUAGGACGAGAUCUGACACCGGUGCUCACCAGCGUGGCGAGCGGAAACAGGAGGAGGAAAUCCGAUCGCCCCCGGCGUCAGUUGGGAACACCAGCACCGGCCCUCCGGCCGAUCCAGAGAGAUCGGACUCGUCCGCGAGGGAGGACAGCAGCAAGCGCAAGUCGCGGACGGUGCACAUCGACGUGUACUGCACGGGCUCCGACGACGACGUCAGCACGGACGACACGAUCAGCGAGGACGAGCGCAGCACGCCCAUGACCGUCUACGAGAACGAGAACGUCAGGGUCACUCACACUCAAGCGGCGGACGACCUGCCGCGGGGAUUUCAAGACGCGAACGCAUUUCUGAAGCGCAGCGCCGAACGGCGGUGCGCGAGCUUCAGAAACGCGCCGAUGAGGAUGCCCUCGUUGGCCAGCUCGAAGGGAUACGACAGCGACGAGGUCCUCAGCUCCCUUUACCCUUCGCGAUUCAGCUCGUACAGCGGCAUACGGGACCUCGAUUCCGUCCCGUGGUCCACGGUGUCGUCCAGCACGGCCCUUUCGCCGUGCGAUUACGACUCGACGACCAUGACGUCGUCGAAGGACACGUUCUCCGAUAUCGAGUCCCUCGUCAACAGUAAGUCCGGCUUGACGCCCUGCGACAGCUUCGAGUACGCCAAUGUCACGGAUCGCGAUAGAAUACGGAGAAUGGACGUCUUGGCGAAAGCCAGCUACGAGAGAAGCAGAACCUGGCGAUCGCCGCAAAUCGAACGGAAGCAUCUGCUGCAGAACAGGAAGAUGAGGGAAUACUUCAAACAGCACAAGAUCGAUUGGUCGUCCGGGGAGAGCGCCGAGGAUUCCGACGAGAGCGGAGCGGUCGGCUGGAGCUUCGUAUCCGGCGAUGACAAGUCACGAUUCGUUAAGAGAGACUCGAUCGCCCGUCGCGCGGGCAAGGGUCAAACGGAGGAAUCUAACGCGACUAAUUUAGACUCGGGGCGUAGAAAUGCUCAAGAGGAACUGCCACAGUUUGCGGCGCGCAGAGAUUACGUUCCGUAUACGAAUGUUUUGCGCGAUCGUAUCGGUCCGUUCGGCUCGAAGAGCCCGUCUCCUCUUCCCUCGACCAUACCCUCCCGCGUAACGUCUCCCUUCACCACGCCGUACGGAGAGAAAACUGAUCACAUCGUGAAAGCAUCGAUGUUUGGAGCAGUAAUCAGCGCGUUCCGUAAACCUGGGCAUCACAUAGGCCCCUCGAAGAAUCCGACCUGUUCGUGCGAGCAUUGCCGACGAUACUUCGAAGACGCGGCGAGAGGACGAUCCUCUUCGUUGAGCGAACUCGAACGUCACCCGGCAUUCAAGUCGCGAAAAGAGUGACAUACCGAUUUCAUUAGCUUCCGAGGAUUUUCAACAUAUUGAUUCUUCAGCUUUUACGAGACGACAAAUGCUUUCCACUUCCUUUAUUUAUGUAUCGUAAGAUUUGUAUGCGUAAAAAGAAAAUUAAUUGCGUUCCAUUGCAUUCAUGGCGAUUGGGGACGAUGUAAACUUGUAUAUUGUGUGCUUAAUUUAUAUUUCUUUAAGUAUUCCAUGUAUUCUAUAUACGUAUAGCUUUUUUAUCUAAAUUAAUUAUUACAGAGAGGGCUGCUUAAAAGAAAUACAUUCUGCUGAAAAUUGAGCAUUUAUAAAAAUUAACAAAGAUGUAUCAUAUCGAUUGCAUCGUUAAUAAAUAUUAUGACUGA